Physella acuta is the source of this 1123-nucleotide messenger RNA. Its product is annotated as cilia- and flagella-associated protein 299-like. NCBI's taxonomy places the organism in Eukaryota, Metazoa, Mollusca, Gastropoda, Physidae. The record is from RefSeq and is a predicted model, not a curated record.
CAACAAAAAACAGACGCGCAUCAGCCUGUAGAUGAAACAACUGUGUCCAGGCUACUUGUCUAUUGAUUUAACUUUAAACAUCUGUCAGCGCGGCCUCAUUCUGAUCGGUUGAAAACUUCAAAUCAUGGACGCGGAUGAAUACAUAACUCCUGGUGGGAGAAGCGUAGUGGAGUUCUCUACGUUCGAGGAUUACCUGAACAGCCAGGUGUCUAAAUCCGACCUGGACUACCUUGAAGAUGCUCACAUUGCCAGAAAACUUGUCGAGCUGGGUUUCCGUGGCUCUCGCGAUGGCUUCACACAGGACGAGUUCUACAUGCUCAAAAAUAAAUUUGAGAUCAGCAAGGCUAUACGUAAUGUGAAAAUUUUGUUAAGCGCCGGCAAAACGUACGAGGACGGCUUUUUGCGAGCUAUGCAGAUGAGAGAGGAGGGAAACAGAAACGGGAAAAACGCGUCCAUCUUUUACGUCAGAACAUACAACAAACAAGGUCAAGAGAUCUCGGCCUAUAUAGAUUACGCCUACAGGUUAGCAACAGAAGAUUUCCGUCCCAUCUUCAACAUGGAGAAAAAGUUUGAGCCGCGCGUCACAGACCUGAGCUAUUAUAACUGGGAAACGACACAAAUUUCUGGAUGUAGCUCUCCCAACUACGAGGUUGUCGCCUCCAACCCCCGCGGGAUGGUUUUCAGAAACAAACGGGAUGGCAAAUCUGUCAACCCCGACUAUGGCACUCCGUUCGGCGACAACUCGAGCCGCACCAACAUCUGCACUGACGAGUACCUCAGUGCUUUCGUCAUGGAUCACUAUCACCGACGUUAGAGCCGGCCUCUCACCUUUUUAUUUUUAUUGGAGUCGAUAGCGGCCGUCAUCAAUACAUCACACAUUAUGGCUUAUGGACACAAGAAUAAACAAACAAAAUAUAGUGUAUCCAAUGAGUGGUAUAUGUCAUCUAGAUAAGUGGUAGCUGUCAUCUAGAUAAGUAGUAGAUGUCAGCUAGAUAAGUGGUGUAUGUCAUCUAGAUAAGUGGUAGAUGUCAUCUAGAUAAGUGGUAGAUGUCAACUAGAUAAGAGGUUGAUGUCAGAUAGAUAAGUGGUAGAUGUCAACUAGAUAAGAGGUUGAUGUCAGAUA